Molecule: messenger RNA, 1497 nt
Organism: Anisakis simplex (herring worm)
Lineage: Eukaryota; Metazoa; Nematoda; Chromadorea; Rhabditida; Anisakidae
Source: the annotation of a GenBank genome assembly
AUGUUAUCAUCUUUAUCAUCGCACAGUGUUGGCCUUACCACCACCAUCUCAGUCGUUGCGAUCGUUUUACAUUUCACUUCCACUUUAUCAGCCCUACGUAUCAAAGGCUCAUGGAAUACAAAUAACGCUCGUCUAACAGUGUUGGCCAAAUUCGGUUUUCAACAAACUGAUCCCAUGGAACAGGCGGAUUCAAAGAACAGUCGAGGCUUCAUUUAUGGCAACAUAUCGUCGGAUUUCAACUUCGAAAGUCGUGCCGUGUUGAUUAUUGUGCCACAAAUACUACUUCCAUCGUUCUUCGUCGAUUCAAUGUACGGACAGUCAUGUGAGUCGAUGUUAAAAAAUGUUUCUUCGUUGGCGUUCGAAACGAAGUGUAUGCCGAAAGGAAAAGGCGAUAUCAUGCGUUGGGUAAUAGACGGCUAUCAAAUGACACUGCGUGUGGAAGAACCAUACACGCCAGAAUAUUGGUAUGUUUUGUUGAUUGGUUGUAAUUUGGAUGCAAAUUGCUCAUGGAUUCCGACCAAGGAUUUAAUAACGCUUCAUUACGAUAUUUGGCUGACGAAUGGUAGUCCUCAACUGCGAUACCUAAAUCCUUUCACACAUCAAUUCAGUUUCGAUGAACAGGAUUCAGCAGAAAUGUUUCUAAUAUUCGUUUUGCUCUAUUCGAUGCUGUGUUUGUGCCAAUGGCGUGCACUCACACUCAGUCAUUAUCCACGUAUUGUUCCUCGACAGAAAUUACUCACUUGCAUUAUUGCCACCAAAACUGUUGGUCUCAUUCUACAGUGUUUAAAUGUGGUCGUUUUUGCAUAUGAUGGACAGGGAGUAAUGUUGGCACGCCUAUUUGGUGAAAUGUUACGUUUAUGGUCCAUUUGUUGCCUGUGCCUUUUAUUGCUCUUAUUGAGUCGAGGAUGGUCUCUCAGUGAUCAACCGUCGACUCUGUUAUCGUCGAAUCGAAAUGCAAUCCUUAUUUGGUCUAUUCUCACAGCCACACAUUUUGCACUUUUCUUUAUCAAUUUCUUUUUCGUUGACGAUGUCCUGCAUGAUAUCGACGUUUUUAAGUCAUGGCCGGGUUAUGGAAUGUUGAUUAUUCGAAUGAUUCAAGCGUUGUGGUUUCUUACCGAAAUGCGUUUUUCUAUUGAUAGAGAGGAUGAUGAAGAUCGGGCCGAAUUUUUGGCUCAUAUUGGUGCCGGUUACUUGGUAUGGUUCAUUUAUCCAUCCGCACUUGGUGUUAUCGUGUCGUUCAUAUCGGUUCUGUGGCGAUUCAAAAUUAUUUUAGGAAUAACAACAAUAGCCAACUUUCUGGCAAUAACCUGUCUUGUGCAUUUGUUUUGGCCAACAAGUGUAAAUCGACGCUUCUUUCUUUCUGAUGUCAGUUUUUAUCGUCGAAUGGAUCAAGCUGACUCUACUGAAUUAGAGGAUUUUGAGCGACUUCUGAUCAGCAGCGAAGCGGAAGUUGAAUUAGAUAAUUCAGUUGUGAACGAUUUUCAUGGCGGACUUUAG